AUGGAAAAUAUUUGUAAGAAAGAAGAAAAGAAAAGGAAGGAGAAGGAAUUAUUAAACAAAAAAAAUCUGCAAUCAGUUAUGCAUUCAGUACUGCAUGAGCUAACGAAUGAAGAAUUACGAAUGAUCGAUGAUUUACGAACAGUUAUACCAGCACUUCAAACUGUUAAUGAUGGCUAUAUUGCAAGGUGGUUACGUUCACGUGACGGACGUUUCGAUGAAACCGCUGAUGCAUUGAAGAAACAUGUGGUAUUUCGAAAAGCGUGGGAUCUCGAUAAUUUACCAAAUUGGAAAGCACCCGAAAUUCUAGAAAAAUACUGUGGUUAUGGAUUCUUAUCAGAUAAAGAUGGUUUUCCAAUACUUAUGUCUUUAUUGGGUAACAUGGAUGUUGAAGGAAUGUUGAAAUCAGUGCAAUCCAGUGAUUAUAUCAAAUAUUCUCUCGCUGCAAUUGAACGGGGUAUACGACUAUGCAGCGAUAAAUCCAAAGAGAUCAACUCAGCCGAUCGAUCGAUCGAUCAAUCAAUUAAUCAGUCGAUCAAUCAAUCAGUUAGUCAAAUAUUAUCCUAA
Brugia pahangi is the source of this 564-nucleotide messenger RNA. NCBI's taxonomy places the organism in Eukaryota, Metazoa, Nematoda, Chromadorea, Rhabditida, Onchocercidae. The record is from the annotation of a GenBank genome assembly.